AUGGCAAAGCAAGUAGUUUACAUGUUAUCGUUGGUGGCAUUCGUAUGGGCGUAUGUGUUUUCGACGAUUGAUGCCAAUCCUUACCAGCGUGCUCAUAACCAAGGAGGGGAUCACUACCUUAAGCACACUAUAAGUCGGAACGUUGACGAUGAAGACUCGCACACGAAAGAAGGUAAAUUGAACGCUCUCUAUGAAGACUCGUACGGCAAGAAAUACGAGCGAAACGAAGAGAAUCGAGCUCAUGAAUUACAAAAGCAUAAAGAGGCUGAUUCAGAGUUGGAAGAGAAACGAAACAAAUACAACCGUCGUCCAUAUGAACAUUCAGAUAAAGGCAGCGACAGUGACUCCAGCGACAGUAACGGCUAUGGGAGUGAAAGUCGAGAUGAUAAAUACAACCGUCAUCCACAUAGAUAUGCGGGUAAAGGCAGCGACAGUGGCGACAGCAACGACUACGAGAGUGACGAUCGAGAUGAGCGAGGAAAGCACGGAGCUCCAGAACAGCACGAUUAUUCUGGUUCACGCAAAUCCGACGGAUCAAAACCCGAGUUACACAAGAAAAAGCAACAUUCAGUUGAAAAUGAAAACAAAACCGGCAAAAACUCGGAACUAAACUUGCAAUUUUUUAGACGUCAUGGCGGAUAUUCACCACACAAGCCUGCAGAUAAACGAUAUCCUGAAGAAAAGGAAUCAUAUAAACAGAAACCACACAGCCACAUAGCCUUCAAAUGCAUUCACUGUACUCUAGUCGGUAUUAUAUAG
Molecule: messenger RNA, 759 nt
Organism: Didymodactylos carnosus
Lineage: Eukaryota; Metazoa; Rotifera; Eurotatoria; Philodinida; Philodinidae
Source: the annotation of a GenBank genome assembly